ACUUAUUUCUUAAUUAGCAGUUUAUAGUACGAAGUAUAGUUUAUUAUUAGUUGUCCAAAUGUACCUACGUUAAUAUACACUAUAAAGUUUUAUACUUUUGUUUUACAGACAAUUUUAAUAAAUUGUUUUUUAAACAAUGAAAAUUAAUUUUGGAUAUUGCACUUGUCAGAUAAAUUGUAUUUAUUAAUAAUGCGAUAGUUUGUUUUCGAAUGAACAAUAUAAAAACAAGUCAAAUGGAUACUAAAAUGUCGUUAAUAAGUUUGUCUUCUAAGUCACUGGCCAAUAUAUUAGAACUUAUUACGAUGACAACUGGAAUAGAGGAGUUUAGUGAAGUGUACUUAAAAUAUGUUCAGAUAAUAAACACUUUACAAGAUAACUCUUACGAAUAUCCAAAAAAACGAGCUGUUGAAGAACUCGUAGAAGGAAUUUUGGAAAAAUAUAUUGCUCAUGGGUUUCCGUUAGAAGCAAAAGAAUUUGAAAUGCGAGUGUACUGGUUUAUUAAUAACUCUGAUAUCAAUAAUCGAUUAAAACAUUCCUCUUCUGCGGUAAAAUGGGCCAUAAUCAAUAUGAUAAUUGAAAUGGCUAGAAACCCUUGUGGAUUCAGAAAUGCAUUGCGAAAUACCAACUUAGACAGUGUUCGAAUUCAACUCGAAGGCGAAACAGCAGUAUUAGGUGAAACGUGGAAAGCUAAUCUUGUAAAAGAAUUACUUGAUAUCGGUCGCAGAGAUCAGCAAUAUGCAGAAUCAUCUAACAAUGACGAUACCGAUUAUGAAGAUGAAUGUGACUAUAAAUCAUUAAGUUUAGCAUCAUCCUGGACAACCUGUACAAAGGAUGAAACUGUUACUAAAACCAAAGGAUUUGAAGACAACAGAAGACAAUAUUUAAAACUACUAUAUUUGAACGAAAAUAAGGCUCUAAAAGUAUUAAAGACAAUUAAAUCAAAUUCAUGGUGGUAUUAUGAUUCCGAUGUAAUAGUCAAAGGUGGCAAAGAUGCACCUCAUUUUGCUUUAAAAAGAUAUUCCAAUAGUACAUCUUUUAAAGUUAUAGAUGACAAAAAAGUAAUACUUGAAUGCUUAAAACAUCAUUUAGUCCCAUCCAAUAUUUUUCAGCACAGUUUAGAAGAUCAAAAUAGGUUGUUCGGAUAUAUAACCAUUUUACCAUCUGUGUCACCAGAAAUUUUUAAUAGUUGGACAACAGCUAUUUCGCCUUUUAUAAAUAAAUUCAGCGACCUUCUGCAGUUUACUCAUCAUAUGAAGUGUGUUGUUAAGAUACCAUAUACAUUAAGGGCUUAUGCUAAAGGACUUGAAAAAAUUCUGGAACCAAUUAUCAAUACGAUGCAAUUAAUUGAAAACCAGAUAAAGAAUUUAUGCUACCCAAACAGAACAAUAAUGUCUUUUGAAGAAGAUAUGCAAAAGCAUUUACAAGUGAUUUCAUUUGUUCAUUCCAUACAUACAAAAGCGUUCAUUUCAAAUUGGGAAAAAUUAGACAGUUGGAUGACUUGUAUUAGAUUGAUAUCUGUGUUGUUUUGGUCUGUUCAAAAGGCUCUUCUGGAUUAUGAAAAAUUAAUUUCAAUGACUUUGUUCGUGUAUACUUUUGAACCUUAUAUACAUAUGACAGAAUUAUGGAUUCACGCUGGACAGCUGGUCGACGAGCAUAACGAAUUUGUCAUAUUAAAAUAUGAAGGCGACAGUUGUACAGAGUUCAAUUUAUACUUCAAAGAUAUUAUUGGGUAUCUUGAAAACUGUGGCUUGCAAUUACCGCCAAUUAUAGAAAAUUUAAUGUAUUUGUUAAGCAAAAGUGAUUGGAAAGUUUUUGUAGCUUCAGAAAUAAGUAAUGACGACAAGACCUUAGGCGAUGUCCCUCGUGGAGAAUUAUUUCAUAACUUCUUGUUGGAAUUAAGAACAAUAUUAAACGAUUGGGAUGAUUACAUAAUACCAUUUGAUUCUUACAACCCAUCUAUCUGGAAUCGUAUACCUAUGCUAGCUACAUCUUGUGUUAAUUAUAAAUUUUUUGCUAAUUUCACAUUUAAUUUGACUUCAUUGUUGAGUUAUGAAAUAGUAGACAUUUUUGUGUUAGUCGUUCAAAAAGUGUUGGAUAACAUCGGAAUGAAAGUCAGAGAUAUUAUACUCAAAGAUAAUAAAUGUGUUCAUCAUUUGAAGACUUUAUAUAAUAUAAUUUUCCUAGAAGAUAUGACAAAAACUGUCACUAUUGAUAGAGAAACGGAAUAUAAGAUUGAACGUAAUUCGUUUUUAAAUAAUUGUUUCUAUUCACUUAUCAGUGAUGAUCAUAGUUCAGUGUUGUCUACAAGUGAUCAUUCAUGCAAUUUGUCAUUAAACUACAAAACUGGCAAGCAUAGUUUGUGUGGAGAUGAUUUCAUAUUCAACGAUAAUUUUGCAGACGAAUUAGAGCGAAUUAAUAUUACAUACGAUGUCAAAUUUCCUCUUAGUUUGAUUUUAACUAAUGAAGUAAUUUCCAAGUACAAUAAAAUGUUUCAUUUGCUUAUCACAGUGAAACAAGCUGUAGAGAUGAUCUCUCAAUUGCAAACCAAAGAUUUAAAAAAGUAUAAUGAUUCGCUGGACGUCAAACGAAUGUAUUUUAUACGAUUAUGGAUAUUGUCAACUACGUAUAAGUUGAAAACAUAUCUAUUUAGCGUUGCCUCCAAAUACUUGGGAACAAAAUUAUUUGAUAAUUUUGAAAAAGUAAAAAAUGGUUUAGAAGCUUUUGAGACGGUUCUUGAAGCACAUGUUUGUCAGGCAAUAAAAAUGUGUAUGUUGGAUGGUCUGAUGGAAAAAUUAUCGUACCAGGCUUUGGCUUUGUUAUGGAAUGCAUGUGAACAAUUUACAAAGCUUUGGAAGAAUAGUGCAUUAAAAGACAGUAUUGAUAUUGAAAUGAUGGAAACUAUUGAGCAAGAAUAUGUCAACUCUUGUUGGAAACUGGCUAACGGUCUUGAUACAUAUUUAGUUGCAGAAGAUGACACGUCAAGCCUUUUAUAUCAGUUUUGUCAAGAUUUUAUGUCAAGCAUGCCAACGAAAGAGUCGACUGAUCUUGACGGUAGUUUGGUUUAUAAACUGAGUGACUCACAAAAUAGGUAUUCUUUCAUUUACACAUAGUCUAGGAUUGUUAAUUAGACAAUAGUUUAUUAGUAUAUUUUAAUUUUUUAGUUUCUCAAAUUUUAUAUUUAUUGUAGUACAUUUUUUUUAUUAUUUUUUUUUUUAGCAGAAAAAUAACUAAAUUAAUAAUGUUGUUUUUAUAAAAUUCUUAUAGUUGGAAUUAUUAGCAUUUUUAGCACAGUUAUAAUUUAUAAAUUGUAA
Molecule: messenger RNA, 3311 nt
Organism: Adelges cooleyi (spruce gall adelgid)
Lineage: Eukaryota; Metazoa; Arthropoda; Insecta; Hemiptera; Adelgidae
Exons: 16
Coding region: 210-3110 (966 amino acids)
Biological process (GO): cytoplasmic microtubule organization; mitotic cell cycle; microtubule nucleation
Cellular component (GO): spindle pole; equatorial microtubule organizing center; gamma-tubulin complex
Molecular function (GO): microtubule minus-end binding; gamma-tubulin binding
Source: RefSeq, a predicted model, not a curated record